UAAUGUCACGUUGAUUGUCAGCAUAAUAAGAAACUGACACUUGUAGAUAACCACAAAAAUCCAAAAAAAACAUUGAUACCUGUUUCAAUGUGUAUUAAUAAUGUUGUGUAAGCCUUUGAAAUAAUUCAAAAACUAAAAAUGGAAAAUUACAGCAAAGGAAAAAAUGUGGAGGAGGAACUGGAGCGUAGUAAAAUACCUAUCAAAGAUAUGCCUGAAGAUUUUCUUUGGAUGCAAGUAAAAGGUGGUAGUAAGAUGGCUAAUUUGUUGUCUCACGCAUCAGGUAUUCUAGAAGAUAAAGCAACAACCACUGUGGUGUGGAGCGGAGCUGGAGUUGCCAUAGCUAAAGCUAUAUCAUGUGCUGAAAUUCUAAAAAGGCAGUUUUCUAUUGAACAUCAAGUGACAAAACUUAUUUACAAAACUGUGGAAGAAUUCUGGGAGCCUAAAGUAGAUGGUCUAGAGACAUUAGUAGUAAAACGACAAAUACCUAUCAUUCAUAUACUGCUAUCAAUGACAGGGAUUCCAGAUAAAAAUCAAAUUGGGUACCAAACAUUACAGGGGAAAAAGUUCUGGCAAAAAGAACAAAGCAGCAACUCUAAGCAGAAUCAAUCUUAUAAGUCUAAGAAACCUUUUAAACAUAAGAAAACAUAAACGGAUACAUUUUAAA
Messenger RNA from Trichoplusia ni (cabbage looper), 664 nucleotides. RefSeq names its product ribonuclease P protein subunit p25-like protein (gene Rpp25). Gene Ontology annotation, cellular component: ribonuclease MRP complex. Gene Ontology annotation, biological process: tRNA 5'-leader removal. The record is from RefSeq and is a predicted model, not a curated record. NCBI's taxonomy places the organism in Eukaryota, Metazoa, Arthropoda, Insecta, Lepidoptera, Noctuidae. Gene Ontology annotation, molecular function: RNA binding. The coding region runs from base 139 to 648 and encodes 169 amino acids. The transcript is spliced from 4 exons.